AUGUUAUAAUUGGUACCUUAAAAUCAUGUUGAAAUGAUGAAAAAUAACUUAAAAACAAAUCAAUACAAAUUAUUUGAGGCAAUAGAGGGACAACAAUAUCAAAUGGCUCUAAAUAUUUUGGAUGAAGUAAAUUCAAGAUAAACUUGGAUUAGUGGGAUUUACUUAAUAAUUAAUGGAUAUGAAUUAGAUUAAAAUAGCAUAAAUAAAUUCUAGAAAAUACUAAAAGAGUCAGAUGAAGUUGAAAUUACAGAAUAUGAACAAUUAGCAUUGACAUAGAUAUGUUAAUAAAUAAUGAAUAUUGAAAUGAUCAUACUUUUACAUAAACAUAAUUUAGAUGGUUGGUUUUAGUUAUCUCCAAAGAUUCAUCUAUUUUUAAGAAAAUCUAUCCAUCCAUUAGUACCUCAAAUCUAUAUUAAUUACUAUAUUAAGUAAAAUAUAGAAUUAUUAGAAUAACAUGAAUAAUCUUUUAAUGAAGACUUCAUAUGGACAUUAUAUGAUUUCAGAACAUUUUACUAAAUGAUGCCCACGAAUAUUAUACAUCCUUAUUAUCAGCUUAUUUAAAUUUCUAUAUACAUUAGAAUGCUUGAUUUGGAGAAUGUUCCUUGCCCUAUUUCUCCAUAAACCAUUCCUAUUCAAUAUAAAACAAAAUUGCAAGAAAUUCUCAAGAAAUUGAUACAUUCUCCACAUAAAUAAUGUCUAGAAUUAUACAUAUGUUGCCUAAUUGAAAUUGGGUUAUUAGGAAUUAUAAUAAAAAAUAUGGCGUCAUGUUUAACUUAAGAAUAGAUCAAUUAAAUAAGAAAUUCAUUCUUAUAAUCAGCAUAAUAAUCUAAUUUUAUAAUAGAUGUUGAAGUUUUUAAAUUUUUAGAUGAUAUUCAAUCGUUUGAUCAAGAAAUCAAAUUGGAAUUUUAUAAAAAAAACCCAUAACUGUAUGAAAACAUAGAAUCUUUGAGUGUUUUCAAUGAUCUAUCCAUAAUUAAUGGAUUAAUGCAGAAUUUUAACAGUAUAGAGAAUCAAUAAGUAUGAAUCAAUAUCUUUAAUUUAGAAAGUGAUUUAAUAAUUAGCUUAAUAUAAUACAAUACAUUCAUUAAAGGCUAUCUGGUUAUUACAUCUUGAUGGAACUUUUCCUCAUCUAUCCAAUGAUAAUAUUUAGGAAUUCAAAUUAAAUAAUUUCAAAUGUUUAAAUAUAUUUGAACAUAUUUAAUAUAAAUCAAAUUUUGAGCAUUUGAUUGAGGCCUUAAGAGUAACUGCCAUUUGUAUCUGGACUGAUAGGAAUAUUAAAUAAUAUGAAUUAGAGAAUAAAUAAUUGUUAUCAAUUAUUAAACAGACUAUAACAAACUAAAAUUGUUAAAAUAUAUUUAAACUUUUGUUUAGUAUUUCAAAUGGAGUUUUUGAAGAUUAUUAUGAUAUUUAAUAAAUUUCAAUUCAAGUUCCAUAUUUCUUAGAAUUAUUAACAAUUCUAUUAUUUGAGUAAAAUGUAGAAAAUACUUAAAAAUAAUUUUAUUUAUAGUAAUUAACAGUCUUGACAUAAAACCUUGAAAAUAUACUUAUUAUUAUGAAAAGUUCAUUAGUUGAAAGACUUAUUUUUUUCUUAAGAAUAGAAAGUGUUUAUUAAGAAUUAAUAAUCUAAACAUUAAUAAAUUGCAUUAAAAUAAGAUUUUCAGUGUCAUAUUUAUAAGCAAUAGCUUAAUUUAUGUCACCAUAUUAAUCAUUAAUAAUGAUACCAUAUAUUGAAGAAUAAUCAAAAUUAAUAUAAUAUAGAAAAAUAGCAAAUAUUUUAGGUAUUCCUUCAUAGUCUAUAUAAUGUGGAUCAUCCUAGUAAUAAAAGUAUUUUUAAGAUCAAAUUGUUAACAAAGAUCUUUUUUUAAAAAAUUCAACUCUUUUGCUUUUUUGUUUAAAUAGGGUAAUUUCAAUUUAAAAUGAUUAAUAUUAUUAUUUUACAGGAAAUGAAAGUGGCAUAAUCGUUAAGGGAAAAAUGCAAUUUGAAACCCAAAACAAUAUAUUCUCAAUUAUCAUCUAAUUCAAAUGUUAAUUAAAAUAAUCAACUCUUCUAAAUUGGGGUAAUUAAGAUGUAAGCUUUUCAGUUGCAAUAGAAGAUCCUUAAUUAUUGAGUAUUAGAUACAAAUAGUUAGAUAUAUUAAAAACAGCUAAAUAUACUUUAAAAUAUUAAGAGAAUUUUAUUGUUAUAAACUUCAAUUAAAAUCAAGUUUUUUAAGUUAAUAUCAAUGGAAAUGAUGUUUUGCCAAGACAAGCUGAUCAAUUCGACAAUUUUUAAAUACCUAUUUUAAAUUUUUUUACUGUUGGUGCUAAAGUAACUGAAUAAGAAUCUUUAAGUGAUUCUUUUAGAGGAGAAAUGAGGUUGCUCUAUAUUUUAGAUUAAAAUAUUAAUGCAGAAGAAAUGUACAUUUUAGAGAAGAAAUCAUAGAAUAAUUCUGUUUUAUUUUCAUAGCUUCUUAAAAUGCAAAUCAAAGGUAGAGUUUUAUUAUACUUAAACACUUAAUCUUAAAAGCAAGAUUUAUAAUUUGAUGGACUCUUACAUUAAAAUAAUAAAGUCAUCAUUGAAAAUUGCUAAUAUUUAACAUUAAGAGGAAGAAGAUAGAAAUAAACAAAAAUAUCCAAAUUUAUGGGAAAAAUUUUUUAAUAAAGGAAAAGUUAAAAUGCUUUAGAAGUUUCAAAUUAAAAGUCAAUAAAUGUAUUAUUUUUAGAAAACACAACUUUACUUGAUGUUAUGAAAUCUUAUGGAAAUUUAGAUAUUCUAUUCUUUCCUUUGCAUAUUAUAAAUGAUCCUCAAUGUGUAAUUAGUGUAUUAUAAUUACUUAAUACAAUAAUUCAAAAAUUUGGUGAUGACAAUUCAAUAUAAAAUUACUUAAGAUCUGAUUCUUCUUAUAAAGGCAUAAAAGUAUUGGGCUAUUUAUUAAUAGUUCAUAUGAAAACAUAAGGAUGCUCAAUUUAAUUAUUGUAGUAAAUAUUAAAUUUCUAUAAUUCAUUGUUACAAUGUUAAAUCGUUUAAAUAUUAAAGUAUGAUUGUAUGUGUAUAUAUCAUGAAUUUGAAUUUUGGUAAUAUUGUUAAUACGAAAUUCUGCUAUAUCUUUACUCUUAUCUAUUUGAACAGCUGUAAAAUAAUGAAGAAUUAUUUAUUUAUUUCAAAGAUUAAAUACAGGUCUUGCACUAUAUUUUAUAAAUUUAAUUAAUAUGUUAUGAAGAGAAUAAAGGAGAUCAGCAAACCUAUAAUUAAAUUAGAAAGAUGGUAAUAAAAUGUAUUCUAUAUCUUAUGUAUAAUCCUUUUUUGUAAAUGUAAUUUAGUAAUGAUCAGAUCUUGCCAAUUUAGAUAGAAUUAAGAGAUAAAAGAAACGCAUCUAGUGAGAAAUUAUAAGUCUUAAAAAACGAAAUAAUUUUGAUAUUAAAUUAUUUAACUUUAAAAACAAUUAAUGAUCUAGUGAUUAUGUUAGGUUUUAUAUUUAAAAAACCUUAAAACACUUUAAUUUUAGAGUUAUUAACUGAUAUUCGAUAAGGUAAUCAAACAUCUCAAAAAGAAUCAUUUAUAGAUGUGAUGUAAAAUCAAUUUGCAUUAAAAAUAGAAAAUGAUGAUACUCUAUUAUAAAUAAUUUUCAAAAUAGUUUAUGGUGUAACUAUCGAAAUGAUAAAUCAGAAUACUUUAGAUGAUUUAUUAUUAGGUCCAUUAAUGGAUAUUUUAGUAAAAGCUCAAAUUCAUUAAAUAAAUUAUGAAUUCAAAUUGUUAGAACUUUAACAAAAUAAGAAUUCAUAAUAAUAAUAAAAAGCUAAAGAAUACAGUGCUAUAAAAUCUUUAUUCAAUAAAAUAAAUUAUAUAUUAUUUGAAUUAAGCAAUAACUUAAUUUGUAGCUAACAAACAUUUUAAGUUAUAAUUUCUGUAUUAUAUUUAAAUUUAUUUAGAUUAGCUAUCAAAUCUGGUCUUGAAAUAAGAGUUGAAUCUAGAAAAAGAUGUUUUAAAUAUAUUAUUGCAAAACUUUACAUUAUUUAAUGGUGAUACCAAAUAAUUGAUAAUUGAUUUUUUUCUUCAAUCAUAAAAAUACACAUCAUUUAUGACAAAAUUGUGCAAUCAUAAAGAACUUAUGAAUUUCAUUAGAGAAUUAAUUAAUAUUGAGACAGGAUAAACGUUAAUAAAUUAUAUUGUCUUACAUCACAUUGACAAUAUUGAUUUUUCUGCUAAAAAAAUACUUAAGUUAUUUAAUAUGAUACAACAACAAAAUAAUUAAUUUAUGAAAGUUAUUUUGACAAUUUUAUUACUUUAAAAUAAUUCUAAUGAUAAAUAAAAUUAAAAAUCAGUAAUUGCAUUACUAGAUUUAUAUAUGUUAUUACCAACUGCUCUUAUAUAAAAUAGAGGAAUGAUUUUAGAUGAUCCAGAAUUAUUUGUAAAGGUCUUUUAUGAAUAUAUUACUUAUUUAUAAAAAUAGGAUAUGUUGAAUUCAUUUUAUCUUGAUACUGAAUUUAUAGGAUUUUAUGAAUAUGAUCCUAAAUCCUUUUUUUGCUUUUAGUAAAAUGAAGUGUAAAAAAAAUAUAUUUAUCCAAAUGGAGGAGUGAUGGGAGUUACCUUAUUUAUUUUAUUUUAUUCUUUUGAAUGUUUAAUUUAAAAUAAGGAAGCUAAACAACUUUUAGUUAUUUGGAAGAAAUUAUUAACAGAAAGAUAAAAAUGUUAAUUUUAACAUAAUUCUUAAACUCUAAUAAAUAAUGAUUAAAUUCCUGCUUAAUAAAUUAAACUUAAAAAAAUUAAGGUAAAAUCAUAAAAGUCAACUUUAGUUUAAAAAUUUAAAUAAUCAGUGUUCGGUGAAUAUUAGUUAACUCAAUACGAUAAAUAUUUUUAAGAUAUUCACCUUUUUCAUAUCUUAAAAUUCUAAAUUCUGUCUAAAAAUUAUUCAUACUCUGAAGAACUUUAUGAUAUUUUUGCAUCAAUUAAGUACAAAUUUGAUAACUUUUUAAAUUUUCAAUCUUUUUGGUAAAUUGUGGAUUCAAAUAUUUCAUAAAAUUAAAGUAUAAAUUUAUCAACAAAGAUUAAUUUAGAAAAUUUAUCAUUAAACACAUCAAUUGAAGAAAUAAAUGAGAGAGCUUAUCAUCUUAUUACAUAAUUUAAUCAAUAAACUUAGUAAAUAUAAUAAUCAAUUUAAUUAAAUGGUAAAUUAAAUAAUGAGGCUAAGAAAUUUUUGGAUCUCAUAAAUAAAGUGAAUUCACCAUUAAAAUAUUUAGAAUUAUUUAAAGAACAAGAAGAGUUAAUUUAAAAGAGUUGUUUUUAUCUUAAUUUAUAUUCAUUUAGAUAAAUUUAAUUUGCAUAAGAAUUAAGUAUUUUAUUAAAUAUAUAUUCAUUAUAAAAUUAGAAUAUUGAUUAAACAGAAAUUUCAUCAAUGAAUAUAAAUAUUUAAUAAUAAUUUUUACAAUAAUCUUAGAAUUAAUAAUAAUUGUUUGACUUUCCAAAGAUUUCAACAACUUUAUUUAAUUAAUAUAGACAAGAAUUUUUGUAAUAUAUUCAAAAGUUCGAAAAUGAAUUGAUAAUAAAAUAACUAAUAAUUUAAUUCAAAGUGAAAAUGCAUUAUAAAUAAAACACACAUAAAAGAGGAUUGUGGUAUUUUAUGAAUUAUGGAGAUGCUCAUUUAUAUGAAUAAUUGAAUCAUUAAAACUUGGAAUAAUUUUUGGAAUUAUUAGGAAAAGAAAGAUAUUCUAUAAAUAGUUUUGAAGAUAGUAUGAGAAGAAAGAUGUUUUUGAAAGUAUUUGCAAAAUAAAAAAAGACAUAUGAACAUAUUUAAUUGAAUAAUACUGCAUUAAACAUUUUUAAUGAUUUAUAUGGUGGAUAAUAAUUAGUUUAAUAGAAGGAUAAGAAUUAGAAUAUUUAGAAUAGUAGUGAAAAUUAAAGAUUUAAGGCAGAAUUAAUAACUUAAAGAGGAUUUUAUAGGGGAAAAAUAAGAAUAACAAAUGAAUACUUUAUGUUUGAGAAUUUUGGUUUAGAUGUUUAAUUUUAAGAAGUUUAGUAUAAAUUUUAGAAAGAUAGUUUAUUAAAGUCAGAAAAACAAAAAUUGAUUCCAUUAUCUUAAAUAAAGGAGGUAUUUCCAAGAAGUUAUUUAGCAUAACCAAUAGCAAUAGAACUAUUUACAAAUAAUAACAAGACCUAUUUAUUUAAUUUGUUUGGUUAAAGAUAAACAGUGAUGAAAAUAUUAUCAUAAAAUUGUAAUGUAAUAAUGAAUCCAAGUGAAUAGAUUAAAAAGAGUGGUAUAAUAGAGAAGUGGAAGAGAGGUGAUAUAACUAAUUUCUAAUAUUUGAUUGAAGUUAAUAAGUAUGGAGGUAGAACUUAUAAUGAUUUAAAUUAAUAUCCAAUAUUUCCAUGGGUGAUUGCAAAUUAUAUAGAUUUUGAUAUUUAAAAUAAAGAUCAUUAUAGAAAAUUAGAUAUUCCUAUUGGAGCAAUAAAUUAAAAGAGAUUGGAGAAUUUUUUAGAAAGAUUUAAGUAGGCAAAUCCAGAUGAUAUGAAUAUGUAUUUUAAUUAUGGAACUCAUUAUUCACAUAGUGCUAUAGUGAUGAGUUUUUUAAUGAGAAUGGAACCAUUUGCAUCACUUCAUUAAGAAUUGUAAUCUGGAAGAUUUGAUUAAGCAGAUAGAUUAUUUCAUUCUUUAGAAUAGUAAUGGCAUUCUGUUACAAAUUCAAGUAGUGAUGUUAAAGAAUUAAUACCAGAGUUCUAUUACUUUAGUGAAUUUUUAAAAAAUAAAAAUAAAUUUGAUUUAGGAUAACUUCAAUCAGGAACUAUUGUAAGUGAUGUAACAUUGCCAUAAUUUAUUAAUACUAAUAGUCCAGAAGAAAUGAUAUUUUUAAAUCGAUUAGUUUUAGAAAGUGAUUUUGUAAGUUUUAAUUUACAUAAUUGGAUAGAUUUAAUUUUUGGAUACAAAAGCGGAUUGAAUGCUUAGAAAUAUAAUAAUUUAUUUCAUCGAUUAACAUAUAGUAAUUAUGUAUAGUAAUUAUUGGAGAAAACUGAUGAUGAAUUAUUAAAAGAAUAAUAUAUUACUUAAGUAUAUUACUAUGGUUAAACUCCUUUGUAAUUAUUUAAAAAGGAUCAUCCAAUUAAAUAAUAUUCAAAAUUGAAUGAUUAAAAUCCAUUAUUAAAAUUUUAAUAGAUUACAUUGAUGAUAAACAAAACUAAUAUCGAAAUUGAACAACUCUAUUGUAAUGAUAAAUAUUUAGUAUUAAUAACAAAUGAAUAAGAAAUACAUGUUUUUAAUGUAGAACAUAGAAUAACUAGUCAUAAAAUACCUAAAGAUUUUGGUAGUUAAGAAGCAAAACAAAUAAAAUUUAAUCCAGAUAACAAUUUUCUAUUAUUUGAUGAUUCUUUAGUAGUUGCCGGAUACACAGAUAAUUCUGUAAAAGUCUAUUCUCUUAAAGAUCUCAAACAAACAUGUUCUGUAUUAUUCCAUACAAAAGUAGUUACCUGCUUAGGUAAAAGUACUACUUAAUUAUUAUGUGGAAGUCGAGAUACAAGAAUAUCAGUUUGGGAAUGGACUUUAUCACAUUAACCUGAAUUCAUUUUAUAUGGACAUUAAAAUGAAGUCUCAAUUAUUUAAGUUAAUUCAACUUUACAAAUUAUUUUAAGUUAUGAUAUUAAAGGAGAUAUUUUAAUCCACACUCUAAAAGGAGCAUUUCUUAAAUUGAUUGAAACUUCUAUUCUUUAUAAUGAUUAUCCUUAGAUUAAAAUUCAUCCCUCUGGAUUUAUUUUAAUUUCCUAAUCCAAAUAAUUAAUUAUAUACACUUUACAAGGUGAAUUAUUCCUUUCAAGAAUUUUAUUAGAUCAUAUUAUAACUAUCAAUAUUAUAAAUGAGUAUUCCCCUGAAAUUGUAAUAUUUAUUUUUUUAUAUACAUUUUAGUUAAUCCUCACUUUUGAUGGAGCUAUUUUUGUCACAUCUAUUAUUUAACUGAAAAAGACUGAUGAUUUUAAUCAAUAUUGUCUUAAGAAAUAUAAAUUAGACGAUAUGGAAAUCAAAAUGGAAACAAAUUAGUUGAAAAAAGCUAAAGAAUUAAUUAACACUAAAAAUUUAGAAUUCUUGAGUACUCCAAUUGCAUGCAGCUAAUUUAUCUAACGUAAUAUUCAUUUAAAAUAUAGUUAAUACUCAUAGAGUUCUUAUUAUUGGUUAUCAAAAUGGAUAAAUAAUAUCAUUAUAUGAAUUACCAAGAACAACUAGUUUAUUAUGA
This is a messenger RNA of Paramecium sonneborni, 8193 nucleotides long. NCBI's taxonomy places the organism in Eukaryota, Ciliophora, Oligohymenophorea, Peniculida, Parameciidae. The record is from the annotation of a GenBank genome assembly.